AUGCUUGGGGUGGAAAAUUUUAACGGAAGCGGAGAGCUGUUCCGGACCUACUCCCCGGUGACGCUGAGCCAUGACUGGCCGAAACUUGCCCGUCUACUCCUGAUGCUGUUCUGUUCCAGUUUCGGAUCCACCAUGAAUGGGUUCUUUAUUGCCUCUUUCUUUGUGGAGCACACUCUUAGAAAAUUCGGUAACGUGUUCUUGGCUUGCGUGGGCUUGGCUGAUUUUUUGAUAACUACUGGCAUGACACCUGUCUCGGCAGUGGUCAUCCUUUCUGGCCAAUGGGACAUCGUACCAGUCUGCAAAGUUCUUCAAUGUGUUGGGCUGACAUCUACAUACUGCUACAGUAUUUAUUUCGCGUUUGUGGCAGUGGAGAACUAUUAUAGAAUUUGCCGUCCGCAAGAGGAAUACGCACUUUUCCUGUCUAUGCGAAUCGACAUAAUAUGCCUCUUAAUCUUCGUUCUAAGUGCUACGCUUAGUGGUGUCGGUGUUUACUUAGACUUAGAUUAUGACUACUGCGAGAGAGAGCAUUAUGGCGACUUCGUCUUCAGGAUAUCCACAACAGUAAUGUUUCAGGCCAUUCCAGCAAUCUUGACUAUCACAUGCCUAUUCACUGCGUCCACGCGAGUGAAGCGUCGUGCUCGACAGCAAAUAAAGUACAAGCGCUCUCAACUGUACGAACGCGAGUAUUCAAUAACUGCAAUUAACAUAACUGCCUAUUUGUUGUAUAUCAUAGCGUGGACGCCCUAUGUCGUCGUUGUCCACGAGUUCCCUAACACCAGCGAUUCUGUUUACUACAACACCAUCACCAUUGGUCUAUUUCGGUCAGCCUUAACCAGUUCCUUAUACGGCAUCUUCAAUAGAAGCUUUCGGCGAGCGUAUGGUCACCUUUUCAAUUAUUGCUGCUGCAAGAGUUCUCUGUCGGGUUCGUUUUCUAACCGACACAGGAGGGCCUUGGAAUACAAAUCGACAAUUGGCGAUGUUAGGGUCCACAUCAUGCACCAGGCUAUCACGACGGGGAACCAACAGCGGGCUGUUUCUUGUUUGCGUGAGACUCAGGAGCUGUGA
Melitaea cinxia (Glanville fritillary) is the source of this 1065-nucleotide messenger RNA. RefSeq names its product melatonin-related receptor-like (gene Mtnr). The transcript has 3 exons. Lineage: Eukaryota; Metazoa; Arthropoda; Insecta; Lepidoptera; Nymphalidae. Gene Ontology annotation, cellular component: membrane. Gene Ontology annotation, biological process: G protein-coupled receptor signaling pathway. Gene Ontology annotation, molecular function: G protein-coupled receptor activity. The record is from RefSeq and is a predicted model, not a curated record. Bases 1 to 1065 code for a protein of 354 amino acids.